This is a messenger RNA of Diachasma alloeum, 1781 nucleotides long. RefSeq lists its product as uncharacterized. The transcript has 3 exons. Lineage: Eukaryota; Metazoa; Arthropoda; Insecta; Hymenoptera; Braconidae. The record is from RefSeq and is a predicted model, not a curated record. The coding region runs from base 57 to 899 and encodes 280 amino acids.
CUGUUCACAACCAACCGGGGUUACCACCCGAAGAGACCGAGGAAACUCAAAGGGUUAUGAAGGAAUUCCUCAUCACUCAAUUCAUUAAGCAGACGGGGCGGAAUCAAGAAAAGAUUAAGGAUGUAAUGAGGAAAACAUACCCAUCUCAGAGGAUGGCAAUUUUAAUGCGUGAAUCUCAGCCGAUCGGGGAACUUUUCAAUGACUGGCCCUUCCUCCGUGAAACAGUUCAUUUCUUGGACCAUGCUUCUCAUUUAUUGGGAAAGGAAUCUCUAUACAAUGAAUUUCUGGAAAAUGUGGCAAAGUACUUUACCAUUCAUGAUUUUAUGCAGUACUUCGUCACUGGGCAAAUGAAGAAGUUUAAGGGAAAGACGACCGAAAAAUUGACAACAAUACGUCAAAUAUUGAAGGAUUCCAGAGAUGCUGUACAAUCUCUCAACGAGUCAUUUCCGCAGGCACUUUCACUCAUCCCUUUAGUCCUUACAUACUUCGAUGAAGAGAAUGCAAUAUUUCAAGUGGUAGAGAAAACUACAUCUGAUGAUGACAUUCUCAACAUGGUGUCUAUACCUACGCCAUUGGCUAUCAUCAAAGGGGACUCAGUGUAUUCGAAAGAUGUCAGUUGUCUCGUGUUGAUUGAACAACGCAUCUGCUUCCGUUGUGAUAAGGCGGUCACCGCAGUAUUGAUUGCAUUCCUCUGUUAUUAUGUUUUUGGACUCAAAUACCCGGUGAAGAGCGCAAAAACAUUGGAGUUUAUGCAAAGAGCCUUCGUAGGUAUCAACACUCCAGGAUCAAAAGCUGUAGCUGGUGGGAAAAAAAGGAAACGCGGAGUCGCUGGUGUCAAGCCAUGUGUCAUGAAACUGAUCAACACAUUAACAAACUAUUGGACUCCGAAUGCUGAAUAGGAAGGAAUGAAGGAGAAGAAGAAGAAUUAAGAAUCAAGGGGAAGAAAUUAGAAAGAAGAACAAUUGUGACAAGAGAGCGAGCAUCGAUGAGAACAUUGAUAGAGUUAUCUAGCAUCUAGACAAUGCAACUGGAUUUUCGUUCAAUUUUCGUUCAAUUCCCUAUUUAUUUUUGGUCGAUUGUAUGCAGAUAUUCUCUGUAAAAAUGCAUUGCUUCGAAUUUUUAUCGUUUCGGCCAUGGCCGAUUAUUCUUUCGUUCUAUUACAUCUUAAAUAAUCGUUUUUCUAAAGAACUAGUAAUAGUCAUUCACGUCAUCUGGUGGUAGUAUAUAAAUGAAUAUGAAUAUACUAUUACAUGAGUAUACUAGUAUAUUCAUUUUAUAAUGCAUAUUACAAUAGUAAAUGUGUAUUAUUAUUGUAUAUUCAUAUAUAAUAGUAUAUUUAGUUUAUAAUCCAUAUUAUAAUACUAAAUAUGUUUACUUUAUCUGCGCGGAAAUAGCUCCCUGGCGGUUAAGACGACGGUUCGACGGGCUUGAUUGCACAAAUUUUAUAAAAGCGACUCACAGAAAAAGUAAAAAAAUGAUCGGCCAAUAACAAAUAAAAUUCCUGAUAUAAGUUGAAUAGAAAACCGAUUGUAUUUGCAUAUAAAACUUGAAAUAUUUUCCUAUGAAAUUAUUUCACGUGCAGAGCCACGUUCAUUUCUUGUAAAUGCGUGCUCUGGAAUUGAGCUCCAAUAUCCCAGAAAACUGUCCCUUAAGGCCAUUAAAAAAAAAGUCGAAUCUAUCCUUUAUUCUCAAAGCACUCGAAGAUUAUGUAUUACGCGACCUUAUGAACUAGAAUUUAUGUGUGAAAAUAUACUGAAAUUUCCGGACAAUAUCCCAGGAAA